Messenger RNA from Aspergillus nomiae NRRL 13137, 750 nucleotides. Its product is annotated as FG-GAP repeat domain-containing protein. The annotation marks the transcript as partial. The record is from RefSeq and is a predicted model, not a curated record. NCBI's taxonomy places the organism in Eukaryota, Fungi, Ascomycota, Eurotiomycetes, Eurotiales, Aspergillaceae. The transcript has a single exon.
AUGGGCAGAACAGUAGCAAAAGAAGUUACCAACCGCAAUGAGGUACGAGCUGCCAUCGCAGAGGGGGGAUGGAACGUUGUUUACGGAGAUCUGAUUAAUGAAGGAGACGUCCUUACAUUCAUCAUCUCCAUACCUACAGGAGCUGUGGGAGGUUGGGUUGCUCAGCAGGUCCAGGCUCAGUUGGCGAAGUUUUCUCAGAGUCUGAGUGAAGUCUCUGAUGAUGUUGUUUUGCAAGCGACCAAUUAUCUGGGAAAUCUGAUAAAGGGAGGCGGUUCUGGAGAAUCAGAUAUCCAUGGCUUGGGAGUCAAAGGGGGCUUUGCCACCUAUAACCGCCAUAUGGAAUAUUUUCUUUGGGGUAGGAAGAUUGGCAGUCAUGAUCUGCCAAACAACCAUCAACCAUACAUUGCUAUACGCGUUACCAAACCUCUGCCACCACAGGGAACUGUGCCGCAAGUGCCACCUAUAACCACGAAAGGGUUAGUUCUUCAAACAGGUACAUCGCUACAUGAGACAGACAACACGUUCGAUUUUGCUGUGGGAGACUGGAAUCAGGAUGGAAAACCUGACUUGUUUGCCAUCAAAAAGAGCAACACGGGCUCUAACAGCACCGAGGUCCAUAUACUCUCCGGUGCCUCGAACUUUCAGAACUUUAUCUUUCAAAAGGGCACAGCCUUACAUCAAACAGACGAUACGUUCGAUUUUGCUUUGGGAGACUGGAAUCAGGAUGGAAAACCUGAUUUAUUUAUUAUU